This is a messenger RNA of Cololabis saira (Pacific saury), 1882 nucleotides long. RefSeq lists its product as uncharacterized. Bases 90 to 944 code for a protein of 284 amino acids. Lineage: Eukaryota; Metazoa; Chordata; Actinopteri; Beloniformes; Belonidae. The transcript is spliced from 9 exons. The record is from RefSeq and is a predicted model, not a curated record.
CAUACUCAAAAAUUGUUCACAUCUGUCAUUGGAUAUAUUAAACACGAAGAACGGCACACAAACCACAUCCUCCUCUGAUCGUUUUCACUAUGCAGCUGCAGAGUGUGCUAUAUCUCUGUCUGAUACAGAUUUUGGUCUCAUAUUCAAAAGGUAAUGACUGGAGAAUAAAUGUCACAAGAAGCUUUAAUGUAACCAAGGGCUCGAAUCUAACCAUACCGUGCUCGUUCAGCUAUCCAUCAAAGUACCAGACGAAUGAUGUUCAAGUUUACUGGAAAACGAGAGGCCGAAGUGAAUGCAGUAAGAAUGACAAUGACAAGAAUGCAUUUGUUUUCCACCCAAAUGAAACCUGUGUGCUUCCAAAGUACAAAGGACAGACAAAGGUCAUCGGAGAUAAAGACGGAGGAAACUGCUCUCUACAGAUCCGGAACAUAACGAAUAAUGAACCGUACAUAUAUUUGCGGAUUUUUGUAAAAAAUCAAAACUAUAGUUUCACCAAAAACAAUGUCAAAAUCUCUGUUCAAGGUGCAGUCAUUCAAACACCAGAUCCUACAAGGUCCGUUGUAUUCACUUCUGAAACCCCAACAACAACGCCGAACAUCGUCGCGGGUGACAAUGGACACCUCAACAUAUACCUGACCAUCUUUAUACCAGUUCUGGCUCUCACGCUGAUCGUCUUUAUCACUGGAAUUGUCUUUUACAUUAAACGCAAGCGGUCAAACACACUCAAUCGAGAGGAAUCUGGAUUCUAUGUGAACUUCAACAAAGCAUCAUCUGAUCCACCCACACGUGGGAGGGAGGAAUCUUACAAAACAGGUGUUUUACCCUCCGAACAGAAAACCAUUGAUGAACCUACCUACGUUAAUGUUCAGGAACUUACAGAUGGAAUGGGCCAACAUUUGGAUUACAUUGAUGAUGUCUAUGUAAAUGUGGAUUAUUCAAAGUAAUAGAAAACCUGCAAUUUACAACUGUACAUAUAACUGUAUUUAAUUGUGAAUACAUACAUAUUCUGGCGUUUUUAUUCUGUGUAAUGUGCCAUUACUGGAACCUGGUCGUCAGUUUCACUUCUGGGCAGCACACUGAGGGGCAUUGAAAUACAUGGAAAUUGCUCUUUCAUUUUGUUUCUUUGCUAGAAAAGCAUAGAAACUCAAAAAUGAACUCCUGUUUUCUGUUUAAUUUCUUCAUCUAUUCUAAGUAGCAGGAAGGAAGGAUGAUGACAAGCACACCAAGCCGCAUUUCAUCAACAAGUUCAGUGUUAACUGAAUUACCACAUUUUCUUCUCUUACUCAAUUUGCCUAUGUGCAUCCGGUGUAUCUGCUAGGCUUAAAAACUGUUUGUUUUCUUUUAAAUUGGUUGUUUCCAGACUAAUUUUGCAACACAAAGCUGAAUUUCAAGCCUUUGCUAAAAAUAAGGGGUAAACUAGUGGAAGCACAGAGUUGAAUUUAAACACUACUGCAACAGAUAUUUAACGCUGAAUUAAAUAAUGAGAAUGUAUGUGCUAUUUACCUCCUAUGGACAUGAGUAAAGCUACAUAAAUACAUGUCCCUGAUUUAGGCUCAAUGGAAACAAUAAAGUUUGUUAAAUACUUGUAUCAUAAGUAGUUGGACAACAUCAAAAAAUGAAAGGUGUUUGGGCACCUUGUAAUAAACUACUUUGAAUGAUUUAUUGGCAUUUACAUCCACUCAGUAGCUUAAAACAGUGACGGUGACAAGAUCGUUAAUAGAUUAAAUUGAAAUGUAUUAAAACUGCCUGGUGUAGUAAUCCAAUAAAAAUGUUUGCUUUUCAACACAAAGUUGUUUAUUUUCAGGGCCACAUGUUGUAAUCUUGGAGUGAAGAAUGCUGAGGUUUUGUUUCUGAUGAAAAUUGGAUUUGUAAGAUAAUUUAU